UUCAUUUCCAUCAUCAUCAUCGUCCUCAAAUCAACAACUCAACAAUAAAAAAAAGGAAAAAAAAUGGGUAAGGCUCGUAAUUGCAGUUCCUCCAUUAAUGGCGGAGCUCCAAGAAUUGAGAGGAAAAUCAUCGAGAAGAAUCGAAGGAACAAGAUGAAGACUCUCUACUUCAACCUAAUCUCUCUCAUCCCUAGCCACCAUUCCAAGAUGGAAGGUUUGCCACUGCCCGAUCAGAUCGAGGAAGCCGAAAGCUACAUCAAGACCUUGAACACGAAGCUCGACAAGAUCAGGUUGAAGAAGGAGAUCUUAUUACAGACAAAAAAGACUUCCGAUUCCUGCAUUACUACAUCCACCACGACAACAACAACGACACCUCUAAUCGAAAUCCACGCCAUGGAUCAUCAUCACAACCUCAACGUUGUUCUAGCCAACGGUCUCCAAGAUUAUUCCAAGUUCCACGACAUGAUUAGGCUAAUGAAUCAAAAUGGUGGGGACAUAGUCAGCGCGAGCUUCAACCGUUACGGAAAUUCGACGAUCCAAGUUCUUCAAGAUAAGGUUGUUGAGUCUGAUUCAUGCUGCCAAGGCGAGACGACGAUGUCGCGAAAGCUGAAGGAAUUAGUGUGUGGAGCUUCCGUCGGCGGCAACGAACAAUUCGCGGAAUCGCGAUUGAGUGUAUGGGAUUAUGAAAUAGGAUCGAACAUUUGGGAGUUUGAAAUCAAGGAUGCAUAAAAGACAUGAAUUUUAUAUGUACGUAUGUAUGUAAUUGUAACUUGAGAGAUUAAUACAUGUUUUUAAUAGUGGAUCGAAAUAAUAAAUGGAUAAGAUACAAAUGAAUAUACAUAAGGAUGUAAUAAGAAUCAAAAUUAUAUAUAACCCAGAAUAUAGGUAAAAACAACUUUGUAUGUAAAUUUAAAUAAAUA
Andrographis paniculata is the source of this 920-nucleotide messenger RNA. Its product is annotated as transcription factor bHLH162-like. Gene Ontology annotation, cellular component: RNA polymerase II transcription regulator complex. Lineage: Eukaryota; Viridiplantae; Streptophyta; Magnoliopsida; Lamiales; Acanthaceae. The transcript has 3 exons. Gene Ontology annotation, biological process: regulation of transcription by RNA polymerase II. Bases 64 to 729 code for a protein of 221 amino acids. Gene Ontology annotation, molecular function: protein dimerization activity; DNA-binding transcription factor activity, RNA polymerase II-specific; RNA polymerase II transcription regulatory region sequence-specific DNA binding. The record is from RefSeq and is a predicted model, not a curated record.